This is a messenger RNA of Gongylonema pulchrum, 324 nucleotides long. Lineage: Eukaryota; Metazoa; Nematoda; Chromadorea; Rhabditida; Gongylonematidae. The record is from the annotation of a GenBank genome assembly.
AUGUCGUCCGAUAUCGACAUCAUCGAGUUGGACAGCGACGCAGCCCAGCCAGUGGCCUCGAGCAGGGAGCCGAUCAUUAUCCGAGGAGUUGGCCAUCUCACAAUGUUUGGUUUGAGUUCUCGAUUUGACACCGAUUUUCCGGCAGUUUUGACGGGCCGCCUGGCUCCCGAAGAGCUGGCCGAUACGAUGCGUAGGAUCAAUGGUAAAUUGGCGAAGAGCAUGCCGGGCAACGUCCGUUGGCUUAUUUGUGGGCUGCUUUUUUGCUGUUGCACCGCUGGUUGCUCGCUGUGGCCGGUUAUCUGUCUGAAUAAACGAGUAAGUUAA